GUUGAAAGCUUCUCCUGUCAAUAGAAACAAGAACAAUCGAACAAUCCGGGAAUAAAAGUCAUAAAGAGAUGAAAUUGUAAUUUUAUUAAAAAUGGAAAACCAACCACAAAACCCAACACCAACCAGUACAUCAUAUCCGAUUCCUGCUUAUGUACUCGACGAUCUUUGCAGUCGAUUCAUCAUAAAUGUGCCAGAAGAAGAGAGACAGGAAUCCAUUCGAGUAUUUUUCCAGAUAGAAUUGGCUCAUUGGUUUUAUUUAGAUUUCUAUUGUGCAGAACAACCCGAGUUACGUACAUGUGGGAUCAAAGAUUUCUCAGUACAAAUAUUCAAACAUUGCCCUGUACUAACAGGCACCCAAGAGGAAGUGGAAAAGAAAUUGGCUGAAUGGAAAGCAUACAAACUGAGUGUUCCUACCUAUGGUGCUAUCAUUCUAGAUCCUGAAAUUAAAUUUUGUUUGCUGGUUCAAGGAUGGUGGGUUAAAUCAAGUUGGGGAUUCCCUAAGGGUAAAGUAAAUGCUGCAGAGGCUCCACAUGAUUGUGCCAGUCGAGAGGUAAUGGAAGAGACUGGAUUAGAUAUAAGUAAGCUUGUUGAUAAAAAUGUCUUCUUAGAAACUCAUAUGAAUGGACAAUUAAACAGACUAUAUAUUGUACCAGGCGUGCCUUUAGAUACUCAUUUCCAGCCCAAAACAAGAAAAGAAAUAAAGAGUAUGCAGUGGUUUCCAGUGGAUGCUCUACCUUCUAAUAAAAGAGAUCAGACAUGUCGUACACAAUUAUCAAUGAAUCCUAAUAAUUUCUUUAUGGUCAUACCUUUCGUAAAGCCUUUACGAAAGUGGAUUGCCAGUAAUACUGGUGAUGCAGUGACGGAAGGAAUAAAAUCAAAACAAAGAAAAAAUCAAGAUACUGCUGAACAUAGACAAAGACAGAAACGCUUUGCUCAACAAAAUAUGAAUGAACUGUUAGAAUUUUUACCAAAUCGUAAAGAUAGCGGACAAGAAGACUCAGUUCUUCAAAAUUUAUUUUCUGGUGUACCUAGACAGCAACCAACUCAGUCACCUAGACAAAAUCGACAGCAAUUUCAAAUACUGAACAGAGAUGGUACUAUCAAUGGAAAUCAAAACACUCGUAGAAAUCUAAACAAUCAGUUUGACACAACUAAUAUCAAUAACAGUAACACACAUCCCAACCCAAAAGAAAGGCACAGAAAAUCUCAUCAAAAGGAUAAAUUAAAUUCUGAGUCAUGGUUGAACUUUAGACUGGAUGCUGAUUCACUUUUGGCCUGUAUACCUUAAUACAGUACUUGGAAAUUACUGUGAUCAAAAUUUCAUUAUAAGAGAAAGUGAUAUGUGAAAAUGUUGACAAUAGACUAUGGUAUAAAUAAGCAGAGACUUAUUGGUUGCAUAAAUGGCGAAAUAUACUUGGACAGUUUUCCAUGAUAAUCACAAGUAAUUAGAUCUACUGAUAGUUAUGUUUCUAUUUAAUGCAGCCUGUGUUUUAAUGUAUGGACAUAUACAUUAGAUUCUAUCAAAGUUGUUCUAAGAUUUUAACUCAAGAUUGAAUCAGUGUUUAGAUUUUUCGUUUAAGAAUUGGACUACAACAAAUAGCCAAUGCUUCCAGUGAAAGAAUUGAGUACAUGGUACAUCUACAAACAAUAAGAACUUUUUGACACAAAUAGAUCAAAUUAGCAGAGAUUUGUUAUAAAAAUGUGGUCUUUUUAUAUUAAAGAAGUUUGAUUAAUA
Molecule: messenger RNA, 1735 nt
Organism: Patella vulgata (common limpet)
Lineage: Eukaryota; Metazoa; Mollusca; Gastropoda; Patellidae
Product: m7GpppN-mRNA hydrolase
Exons: 9
Coding region: 92-1288 (398 amino acids)
Biological process (GO): nuclear-transcribed mRNA catabolic process, nonsense-mediated decay; deadenylation-dependent decapping of nuclear-transcribed mRNA
Cellular component (GO): P-body; cytoplasm
Molecular function (GO): RNA binding; 5'-(N(7)-methylguanosine 5'-triphospho)-[mRNA] hydrolase activity; manganese ion binding
Source: RefSeq, a predicted model, not a curated record